ACAAUCCCUCUCCGACCGACGAUCUAAGAUGUAAAUACCCCAUUCCCAUACUCUCUUCCCUCCGCCAUGACCGCCACCACUAUCACCUAUUAUCUCUCUGAACACCCCGCAAUCGUCGGUUUCCGGUGGAGCAACGCCCAAUCAUGGGGCUCCACCUGGUUCUUCCUUUUCACCUCCAUCGCCCUCUACCUCGCUCUCGCCUCCCUCCUCCACCUGCUCUUGUCUCUCCUACCCCGUCGCUCCAGGGGAAUCCCUCUCGGCCCAAUCCCUGCCGUCCACAGCCUCCUCAUGUCCCUCACGUCCGCCGUGAUUUUCGCCGGUAUCCUCCUCUCUUCCGCCGCCGAGAUCCGAGAAACCCGCUGGUUUUGGCGUCGCUCUAAAACCCCUUUCCAGUGGCUCCUCUGUUUUCCUCUGGGUACUCGCCCAUCGGGUCGGGUCUUCUUCUGGUCCUACAUAUUUUACCUCUCCCGAUUCAUCCACAUGUUCCGGACAUUCUUCGCGAUCCUUAGGAGCCGUAAAUUAACUUUCUUUCACUUAUUCAACAACUCCAUUUUGACAUUCAUGUCGUUCAUGUGGUUGGAGUUCUCGCAAUCGUUCCAGGUACUCGCAAUCCUCUUCACGACGUUGGUAUAUUCUGUUGUUUACGGGUACAGGUUCUGGACGGCAAUCGGGCUUCCAAGAGCCUGCUUUCCCUUCGUUUUGAAUUGCCAGGUCGUCUUGCUCGGCUGUAAUCUGGUGUGCCAUGUCGGGGUGCUGCUGUUGCAUUUCCUCAAAGGUGGGUGUAACGGUAUUGGAGCUUGGCUGUGUAAUUCGGUGCUGAACGGAGUCAUUCUUUUACUUUUUUUGAAGUUCUAUGUGAAGAUGCAUUUGGCGAAUCGGAAAGGGAGGAGAAGAACCACCACCGUCGCCGGAGAAGCAGAGGUGGAGGAAACUAAGAAAUGCAAGAAUAAGUAAGUGGUAUCACUUGCACUUGCAGGCUCUUUUAGUUUUUAAUAUUUUUGGGUAAAAGAAAAGAACAUGAAAGACUGUGAUUUUGGGGGUAAGGGUAAGUUUUAGGAAUCUCAUUUUUAUUUUUGUAAAGAAAAAAAAGGCAUAAAUUAAUUACGAAAAGAGAAGAACACAAAAUUUCCCCAAGUGUUUAUAGGGGUUUUUAUACAAGUUUUGCUAUUUAUUUAUUUAUUUAUUUUUUUUCACUUAGAUUAACAUAAUUAUUGUCCCUCUUUUAGAAAUUCAAUUAGAAUUGGGUAGAGGGAAUGAUGAAAAAGGUAGAGCAGUGGAUUUGGUGUUCUGAUUUGGGUAUGAUUCACCUACCAAAUUAUGAAAUUAUGGGAUGAAUUCCCUUGUCGUCGUGCUUAAGUUUAUAACCUAAUUGUUAAGGUACAUAUUAAGGUACAUGUGCCGUACUUCUAUCCUUAAAAGAAAAUGUAUAAAUAAAAAUAUUAAUUUUAU
Rubroshorea leprosula is the source of this 1449-nucleotide messenger RNA. Lineage: Eukaryota; Viridiplantae; Streptophyta; Magnoliopsida; Malvales; Dipterocarpaceae. The record is from the annotation of a GenBank genome assembly.